CUAAAAAGAAAAAAGAAAAAAAAGAAAAAAAAAAGGCCUUGCAGGCCAGUUAUGAGAAUUUUUUCAAAAGCCUAUUUAGGUGAAACGUUGGGUUUUAAAAUCCAACUAAAUCAUAUUGGACCCAAUACCUGAUUGUUACCAGGAGAUAGGAGCCCAAAUUCACCGACGCUUGGCCUGGUCCCUGCUGCAUAGCUGUUUACGCGCCCGCGAACGAUCCUAGAUCACUCUUUACGCCGGAGUUUCCUCUUGCUGAAGAAGAUGACUACCAGAACUACCAAACAGCUUCUACUCGUUCUUUCUAGUUAUUUCAAGGCUUUUGCGGCUGAUCCAGACUUAUUCCCAAUAUGUUACCCUUCUAAUCACAGGAGGAUGAUAUCAUGGUAGGCAUCGCAUGGCUAAAAGUUCUUGCCUUCACUAUUAACAUCCGUACUCGUUUUACGCUAUAUCUAACGGCCUUCUGAACAUAUCAAACCUCCAUGAACCUUGUGCCUUGCUCACGUUAUACAAUGAAGGUCAAAUUCUUGAUCUUUCAAGUAUUCCAUCUCCAAGGCUGUUCUGCACCCACCUUCCUUUCGGAAUCCAUCCUUAGCAGGAAUCAGUGAAGCAGUAUUCUAACCGCUGGACCGUGCACCAGUCACAACCCAUUGGAAUGUGAUUGCCUCUAUGUGACAAUUCUCUAGUAGGAACAAGAGAGAGAGGAUUGACGAUUGUCCAUUAGAGGAAUGCUUUGAGAUGUUCAGAAGAGGCGAGGACAUGAAAGCGUGGAGAAGCCUCAAAAAGUGAUGUUUCUCAAAUACGAGGACAUGAGAGAAGAACCUAUAUUUCAGACAGAGGCUCGGAGAUAGGGUUUAUGUAGGGUUUAUGGGGUUUCCUUUUACAGAGAAGGAAGAGAAAGGAGAAGCUGUUGAAGAAGCAGUCGAGUUUUGUAGCUUGAGAAAUUUGAAGAAUCUGGAAGUGAAUAAAAUUGUGAAGAUCUCAUUCUGGACAAAUAAAUUACAUCCUUCUUCAGGAAAGGUCAGGUGGGUGAUUUGAUCAACCAUCUUAGCCCUCCACAAGUGGUACGUUUCAAUAAGAUCCUGCAACAGAA
Rubroshorea leprosula is the source of this 1087-nucleotide messenger RNA. The record is from the annotation of a GenBank genome assembly. NCBI's taxonomy places the organism in Eukaryota, Viridiplantae, Streptophyta, Magnoliopsida, Malvales, Dipterocarpaceae.